Molecule: messenger RNA, 497 nt
Organism: Hermetia illucens (black soldier fly)
Lineage: Eukaryota; Metazoa; Arthropoda; Insecta; Diptera; Stratiomyidae
Product: PI-actitoxin-Axm2b-like
Exons: 2
Coding region: 134-364 (76 amino acids)
Molecular function (GO): serine-type endopeptidase inhibitor activity
Source: RefSeq, a predicted model, not a curated record
GUAUCACUAGACAAGUUGGGAAAAUUCAGACAUUUAUAGUUAGUAACUACAUCGUGUGGGCCAUUCACUUUUAGAAUUUCGUCAGUGCAGUUUCAGUUGUUCUAAUUUCCCUAGAAAUUCCAACGAAGGAAUUAUGAAAGCGGUUUUGCUUAUUUUCCUUAUUUGCGCGGGUGCAUUUUUAAACGAAGCCAAAAAUAAUGAAAUUUGUUGGCUACCUCAGCAAAGUGGAUUCUGCAGGAUGAGGCAAUUAAGCUACUUUUUCGAUAAUUCGACUCAAACAUGCCAAUCCUUCGUUUACGGUGGUUGUGGUGGCAAUCGGAAUCGCUUCCAUACAGAAGCUGAGUGUAUAGAAACAUGCGUUUAAGUGUCACUGCCGAUCAAUUGAAGUGUUUUUUUUUUUUGGAUUUUUUAUAUUUUGGCACUAUUUUUGUACUUAUCAGUGUAAGUUUUUAAAAAAAUGAAAAUAAAAACAUCAAAAAGAAUCACAUUCGAAACCA